Messenger RNA from Phodopus roborovskii (desert hamster), 642 nucleotides. Its product is annotated as nuclear receptor subfamily 5 group A member 2-like. Gene Ontology annotation, biological process: regulation of transcription by RNA polymerase II; tissue development; hormone-mediated signaling pathway. Gene Ontology annotation, cellular component: RNA polymerase II transcription regulator complex. The transcript has 3 exons. Gene Ontology annotation, molecular function: RNA polymerase II cis-regulatory region sequence-specific DNA binding; nuclear receptor activity. The record is from RefSeq and is a predicted model, not a curated record. Lineage: Eukaryota; Metazoa; Chordata; Mammalia; Rodentia; Cricetidae. The coding region runs from base 12 to 515 and encodes 167 amino acids.
UUGAUGACCAAAUGAAGUUGCUUCAGAACUGCUGGAGUGAGCUCCUGAUCCUCGAUCACAUUUACCGGCAAGUGGUCCAUGGGAAGGAAGGGUCACUCUUACUGAUAACUGGGCAACAAGUUGACUACUCCAGCAUUGCCUCACAAGCUGGAGUCACACUCUCCAACCUCGUCAGUCAUUCCCAGGAGCUCGUGCUUAGGCUUCGGUCCCUGCAGUUUGAUCACCGGGAGUUUGUGUGUCUGAAGUUCCUAGUGCUGUUCAGCUUAGACGUCAAGAAUCUCGAGAACUUCCAGCUGGUGGAAGGCGUCCAGGAACAGGUGAACGCUGCUCUGCUGGACUACACAGUUUGCAACUACCCACAGCAAACGGAGAAGUUUGGACAGCUACUUCUUCGACUUCCAGAAAUCCGAGCAAUCAGCAUGCAGGCAGAAGAGUAUCUCUACUAUAAGCAUCUGAAUGGGGAUGUACCCUACAAUAACCUCCUCAUUGAGAUGCUGCAUGCAAAAAGAGCCUAAGUCACCACUCCUAGAAGCUUGCUCUAGGGACAGAGAGACCGAAGGAAGGCGAGGAGGAGGAGGAAAACAUAAUACUCUGAACUGCUCCAAGCAAUGCAAAUUAUAAACUCGGUUUAAAGACACUAAA